AAACAAGCUCGUCUCGCUUCGUCCCUUUUGUAAUGCUUAAUUUUUCUUAUUCGUCGAACGCCCGUCUUCAAGAGAGUUCGUUCUUGGAAGCUCGUUCGGCGGAGGUUUCAGCCGGUAUACGCUCUCUCUUUCUCAACCGGCGGUGUGCGGACAGUGCCCUCGAGGACUCAUUCUAUCAGGGCCGUUAGCCUUGGGCGAAAUACCACAUGGACAUCAUCUCACAGCUACAAGAGCAAGUAAACUCCAUCGCGUUUCUUGCCUUCAAUACCUUCGGUACACUGCAGAGAGAUGCUCCUCCAGUUAGACUUUCUCCAAACUACCCUGAACCACCUCCUGCAAAUGCUACUGAUGACGCCACAAAUUUUACAGAACAGCCCAAGAUUAUGAGUGCAGCUAUAGUUCGUGCUGCCAAGCAGUUUGAUUUGCUUGUUGCUGCACUGCCUUUGUCGGAGGGUGGCGAGGAAGUGCAGUUAAAGCGCAUAGCUGAACUCCAGGCAGAGAACGAAGCAGUGGGAGAGGAGCUCCAAAAGCAACUAGACGCAGCUGAGCAAGAGUUGAAACAAGUUCAAGAGCUAUUCAACAAAGCGGCAGAUAAUUGCUUGAACAUGAAGAAGCCAGAAUGAUGAAUACCGCGGCAAUAUAAUAGUGCGAAUUCCACACUGUUUGUUGGGGGGAGCCAUAUUUGGUCGCGCUUGUUGUCUCACACUUUUGUCAGGCCAUCCCAAUGUAUUGUAAAUAAGACCCACCCGUCCACUAAAAGUUUAAAUUCUUUGUUCUAUUGAUCUGUUUGUUGAAGAGGUGUAUGUGUGUGCGUCUGUUCUUAGGCUCAUCGGUUGUCAAGACUUUAUUUGACUCCCAUUUGCAAUACAACCAAAAGAAAUGACGUAGGCAUAUAAUGAAUGCAUUGUUAUCUGUCUCA
Messenger RNA from Nymphaea colorata (pocket water lily), 919 nucleotides. Its product is annotated as mediator of RNA polymerase II transcription subunit 21. The transcript has 5 exons. Gene Ontology annotation, cellular component: mediator complex. Gene Ontology annotation, molecular function: transcription coregulator activity. Lineage: Eukaryota; Viridiplantae; Streptophyta; Magnoliopsida; Nymphaeales; Nymphaeaceae. The coding region runs from base 207 to 623 and encodes 138 amino acids. Gene Ontology annotation, biological process: regulation of transcription by RNA polymerase II. The record is from RefSeq and is a predicted model, not a curated record.